Messenger RNA from Exophiala bonariae, 1524 nucleotides. RefSeq lists its product as uncharacterized. Bases 1 to 1524 code for a protein of 507 amino acids. The transcript has a single exon. Lineage: Eukaryota; Fungi; Ascomycota; Eurotiomycetes; Chaetothyriales; Herpotrichiellaceae. The record is from RefSeq and is a predicted model, not a curated record.
AUGGCUGAGAUAAAGGCGCCGUCGAUGCGCGUGCCUGGCUCGUUCACCCAGACCGACAAUGAUUGCUCCUUUCGUUGCGCCCCAUUCAACUCGUCAUUGUUUCUGCCGCCUACCAAAGAAUGUCCUCCAUCCACCUCACCCUUCACACGACAUCCGCGUCCGCAAGCAACCCCAAAUUCAGGUGGUUUGCUAACACAAACCCGCAAGCGAGCAAGAGUCGAUCACAGAGACGAUGACGCCCAAACACCUUCAAACAACCUUUUCGGCAUCAGCAGAAACAAUUUCUUUGACGAGCCUAGUCCUGCACCAUUCGUCAGCACAGAUUACCGCUUCGCAGGUGGCGUCGCAACCCCAGCCGAUCUGAACGCUCAGAGAGCUGCCUAUGAGCGCGAGUGUGAAUAUGAGAAUGAAUACAGACCAAAUCGGUAUGGCUCUCAGCAACCACCUUCACAUCACCCCACUGGUUCAUACUUUCCACAAACGCCCUCUAUCCCACAAACCGGAGACAACCUGUCACAAUCAGAUAGGAAUGGCUGGAGAAAGUCUGUUUGGGCACUCACCGGAACUGUAGCUGGCAAGGUCUUCAACUUCUGCUGGCAAGGCGCUACGUCCUUCAAAGGUUUUUAUGCCGGUGGUGGUAAUGGAUACAAUUUUGAUGUUGGUACACCCGCUGUGACAUCUAAGGAAUGGACGGAGGUCAAUCCUCAAGAAGAUGUUUUCCACCAUGAUUAUGAUGUGCCAAGACGUCGCCGAGAGAGAGAUUCAACACCCGUGCCUGGCGAGUUUCCAUCUGAACAGCCGGAGUUCGUCGAAGAUUACACGUCGCAGCCUUGGAAAUACAGCAACAACAAUGAUGACACCCCAACAGCUCGUCCAGGUAUUCCACCAGCACGAAAUAGCUGGGUUGUAGUGAAUGGUCCAUCAACAGAGUCAAGAGACACAAGCCCUGUACGUAAGAAGUCACGGGCAAGUGUGGCACCUUUAUCAGCUUCCGCACGAUCCUCUCCUCGAAAUUUAAACAGCAAUAGCUCUCUCAUAGCUCGCCCUCGUCUUUCCUCAAGAUCAUCAGGAAACAAAUCCUCAGCGUCGGUUGCUUCCCCUCGUGCAUCUUUGGCUACUGGUGAAAAUGGUCAUGGUCACACAAAGUCACGCGCGCCUCUAUCAACAUCAGCUAGCCUGGUCGAUGGUACGACAAGACGGCAAAGUAAUAGAGCAUCUUUGGCAUCACCCCGUCGGCAAUCUUCUAAUUCAGUAUCUGUACCCGUGGUAGGCGCUCAACCGUCACCUGAAGUUCGCAAAUUUGAACAAAAGAUGCGCCGCAAGGAAGCCAAGGAAGAUGAAAGUAUGAGACGUCUUAACGAACGGUUAAAAGCAAUGAUCACAGAAGGAAAGCAGGCCUUGGGAAGUAAAAUUGAGAUUGUGGACGACGGUGGUGUGGAUGAAGAGAUCGAUUAUGAUGAAGGCUUCGUGGACGGAGAGGAAGCAUGGGAGAGGGAAUAUGUUCGACCAAUGGUCUGGUCUUGA